GCCUGUACGCUGACCAGUGAUGGACCCGCUGGAUUUCCUGGAUCACAAUGAGCUGCUCAGCUUUUUCCACUGUCGUAAAACAGAAAUGUCCUGCAUGGAAAACCCGCAGACCUUCCUGAACCAGCUCAGGGACCACAACCUGAUACCGGAAGACAAAUACAAGACCACGAUCCGGAUGAGAAGUAAAGAUAAAAUGAGAAGAGCUGUUUAUGAACUCUUGGACUGGCUUGAGAAGGAGAACUCGGAGCACAUCCCGCUGUUCUGGAAAUGUGUCUUCAAAGACGUCAUCAUGAGCCGGUAUCCCAUCCUGAAGCUGCUGCACAAUAGCCUCAUGGACGGCUCUUUCCACUUUGACCCAAAACUACCUGAAAGGAGGGAAACCAAAGAGAACGACGAAAGGGGAAGCUCGAAGGUUUCCGACGGCGAGGAGAAGGAAACGAAGACCGCCAAAAAGAAGAGGAAGCUCAGAAGCGGGAGCAGCGAAGGCGACGAUGAGCAGCCGGGCUCGUCAGCAAAACAGACUCCAGGUCAGAAGAAAAAGGCCAAGAAAAUCCAUUUCUCGUCUCCAAGGAAGGGGGAGGCGGGUGAGAUCUGGACCUGGCCCCUCUAUAAGACCCAGCUGCCUGUGACCUGUGGCGAGGUGGAGGGGACGCUCAUACGAGACAAGCUGGCUAAAGGUGAAAAGUGCAUCCAGGUGGACAAACAGCGGUUCACUCCAUCUGAGUUUGAGAAGUUCGCAGGGAAAGGAAGCGCCAAGAACUGGAAAUUGAGCAUUCGAUGCAAGGACACCCCUUUGGGAAAACUUAUCAAGGACGGGCACCUGAAGGCAGCGGUCUACAAAAGAAGAAUCAGACAGGCCAGAAAAGCCCUGUUUGUUGCCAGUCAUUCAAACACAGAUGAAGAAGGCAGUGAGGAUGAAGAGGAAGCGCAGCCUUUAGCAGAGGAAGCCUCAGGAGAAGAAACGGAAGAACAAGGCGAGCCGACACGAGUGAGCCCGGAUCAUUACAAGAGCAUGUUCAGAGUGACGUGUGGAGAUUUAACUGGGACUUUACACAAAAGUCGCUUCGCAUCAGGAAAAUGUGGGAAAAGUAUCCGCACCGAGGUGAGCUGGAUGAGUCCGGAGGAGUUUGUGAACACGGCACUAAACCAGACAGACGCCUCCUGGAGGAAGGACAUCCUGUACAAAGGGGAACCCCUCAGCGUUCUCCUGGAGGCAAAGGUCUUGAUGAUGCAUUCGUUGCUAUGCAAGUGCAAACGGUGCAAACCGAAACCUGAAGACCUGGACGAUGACAAAAAUGACGACAUUUGUUGCAUCUGUAAAAGUGAGGGAGAGGAGGACCUGGUGGAGUGUGAUAAAUGUCCGAGAUCAUUCCACCAGAACUGCCACCUGCCUCAUCUAGGCGACACAAUACUGGAGGAUGACAACCAGUGGUUUUGCACAUUCUGCAUCUUUAAAUUCAAUAAGGAGUGCUGGUACCCCGACGAGCAGAGAACCGAAGUCGUCGUGUCCCAUCCAAUAUCUAAGAAAAAGAUGCUGGAAUGCCAGUAUCUCCUCCUCUAUCUAUGCAGCGCUGAUGAGGAGCAGAUAUUUGCCACCAACCCGAGUCAGUAUCUGGAAAAUUACUGCAGCGUUAUUAAGACUCCGAUGUGGCUGGAUAAGAUCGCAGACAAACUUCAGAGGAACGAAUACCAGACUGUUGGAGAGUUUGUGUCUGACGUUCAGCUCAUUUUCACCAACUCUGCCACAUACAACAGGAACAAUCCAGAAUACCUGGACAUGGGCAAACACCUGCAGCAGCUCUUUGACAGAGAAUUCAAGAAAGCCUUCAACAUCCGGGAUUAGACCACAGACUCACAGAUCACCGCUUACAGACGCUGGCUAUACACAAAUAACAUUUAAAUGUUGCGUUGACAGUAAUUUCAUUACUCUUUAUCUAACCAGGAUCAACAUUUUUUUAAAUAUUCUGUUUAACUAAUGAAAGAAAAUGUUAUAAUAUUACUGAACGUCUGGCACACUCUUUGAAAAACAUGCUUUGAUAUGAUCUGAAGUAGAGCAGAGCAGAUUCUCAAUAUGAUGUUCUGUGGUUAUCUUCAUCAUGAGAGUCUUAGAAAAGUCUCGUCCUGCACGGUCCGGCCGGAGUUUUGAAAUCGGUUGUCAUUUUCAGGUUAAAAAAAUGGUGUCAUUUUUGCUGUCAGCCUCAUGUCACAUGCUCCCUUGCCAUGUGAAACUAUUGUGUGGAUUGGUCAGGACUGCGUUGAGCUAAAACACAGGACUCAACCGUCUGCUCUGAAACGUUGCUGUGCCAGUUGAGGGAACUUUGAGACUCACUUUUGCAAGCGGUUGGCCCACAGACUUUUAAAACAAAAACGCAUGUAAAAGUCUUUAUCUUAAAGCGCACAGAAAGGCUUCCCAAGGAAACGAGCGCCAAAAGUAGCUCCUCAGGUAACACUUUAAUAUAGGAAACAACAACAAGGCAACCAAGAAGGUGGGUUCACAGCCCGGCCUGGUUGCAUGUUCAUCUCCAGAUAGUCCAAAAACAUGACUGUUAGGUCAGUUGGUCUCUUUAUUGUCCUUAGGUGUGUGUGUGUGUGUGUGUGUGUGUGUUUCUGUGAUGGACUGGUGACCCCGUCCAGAGCGUACCCCGCCUCUCAUCCACUGACCACAAGAGAUAGGCACCAACCCUAAUCACUGACCUCCCCGUCCCUAAUAUUUCACAAUUAUUUAUCACUAUAAUCUAUCUAAACUCUUGUUCACCAGAAGAAAAGAGAUACACAAGGGAAACUCAAAUAUUUGACACUGCAGGGGAAUUAAAUGGCGGCGUAACCUGAGAUGUUUACAACUAGAAAUAACCAAAGGUCCAAGCUAAUAAAUUUUUUAAAUACAAGAUUUUAAAGUGUUAAAUCGUAGUUAGAUUAUGACAGUUUUUAGUAUUUAUUUACAAAUAUAUAUGGCCUUAACUUAUGAAAUUUGAGAGGCAUGCAAUGGAGGAUGCAUAUUAAUGUAGGGGGAUGAAGUGCUGAAGGUAUCCGAAGCCUUUCUCUGUUGCAACGGUUCACGACAUUAUGAUCGCACAAUGCGCCGCAAAUCCACCCUGAGUGAAAACUAAACCUGGAUUUAGCUCUCAGAGUAAAACUGAGUUUUCAGUUUGGACAUUUUAACAUGGCAAAGGUCUCACUAAAACUGCUUUAAUCCAUAGAGGAAUACCAGUACUAAUGUCUGACCUAACGGUGGCCUGUUGAGGCCAAGUUUGUAUUUGCAGCCACUUUUGAAGUUUUAUUAUGUUGCUGUUCCUCUUUGUUAAAAUCCAAAUUCUGGUUAAGCACAUCAGUUGAUAAAAGUAUUACUCAGAUAAGGAUUUGAUGGUUAGGAUGUCAACCUUCAGUCUUUUAUGUAAAGAGGAAUGCAUUACCACAAAGCGAGAGGUAUGUAUUAUUCAUCUUAGUUGCCCUCAAAAGCUGAUGUAAUUGUGCGUAAAGCCUGAAAUGGCUCCGAUGGACAGAAAACAGUUGUUGAAUGUUUAUCUCUUUGAGAAACUCUUUUUUUCUUCUAAAUCAAUCUCCGAAAUCUUCACUUUCAAUGCGUUUGUGAGUAAACUGCAAACAAAAAUGACCAAGUGUUCAAUACAAUUAAGACCUUAAGGUUUGUUUUUUUUUAUGCAAGACCAAUGCAAUUUGCAAUUACAGUUUCUUUUUGAUGUUUUUGUAUGUUUUAUGCUUAAAUGAAUUUGUUUUUUAUGGCUUGUUUUUUAUUACAAUGUGGUACAAUGUUUAAAACUGCCAAAAGGUUUUAACGUCUGCACUGACUGUGGAUGUCUUUUGAAUGUUUCUGUAAUAAAUUAACCUAGGGUGUUUCCUAAACU
This is a messenger RNA of Gambusia affinis (western mosquitofish), 3860 nucleotides long. RefSeq names its product nuclear body protein SP140-like. The record is from RefSeq and is a predicted model, not a curated record. Gene Ontology annotation, molecular function: protein binding; DNA-binding transcription factor activity, RNA polymerase II-specific; DNA binding. Gene Ontology annotation, cellular component: cytoplasm; nucleus. The transcript has 16 exons. Lineage: Eukaryota; Metazoa; Chordata; Actinopteri; Cyprinodontiformes; Poeciliidae. The coding region runs from base 20 to 1843 and encodes 607 amino acids. Gene Ontology annotation, biological process: regulation of transcription by RNA polymerase II; humoral immune response.